CGUAGGUGGCGCGAACAUCGGCAUCGCACCGUGCGGAAGAUGCUGCAACGUUGCCCGUGUUGAAGUGAGAUAAUCCUUCCGAUGCUGGAUGGUAGCGCAGUAGAGGAUACUCAAAACGCAUGGAGGACCGGGAAAACAUACCUAGUAGAUCGCAAACGCCGCUGAGGAGAGUUCAGAACGGCCGGCCGCGUUUGCUCAUAAAUGAUUUUCGUCUGUGAGAUAGCAUGGAUGCUGCAAAUGCACGGCCAAUCAGAUAGGGUGUGGCCAUUGUGCCAUGGCUGGCCAUAGCCAUGAGCGUUCCUGUGUCUGCCACGUCUGAGGGAGCCGUCGGCCGAUGCGCUGGUGGGUCCCUCUGUCCCAGCCCGGCUCCCCUACGAGCUGCCCAUGGGGACCAAAGGCUCAUUGCUGCUGCGAGGGAUGGCGACUUCAAGAAAAUCCGCAGGCUACUGCAGAAGCACCGGGUCAACGUCAACGCUCGUGACCCGUCAACAGGGAACACUGCCCUCAUGGUGGCCGGACUGGUGCAGGAUCCUGACGCGAUGAGUGAACUGCUGCAGCAUGGAGCAGACCCAACGUUACACAGUUACACGGGACAGAACUGCCUGGAUUCCCUCCCGGGUUCCCUGGUGCAGCUGGUGCUGGGUUUCCCAGAUUACUUGCUCCGUGACAGCCCCAAUCGCAGCAACGAAGAACGACGUCUGCUGCUCUCUGCUUGGAGCGGUCAAACAGAAGAGGUGCAUCGUCUCCUGUCUCAAACCGGGGGUGGUGGCCUGGACGUGAAUUGCACCAACGCGGAAGGGUCCACACCCCUCAUCCUCGUCUGCAGGGACUUGGGAACGUUCCAGGAACUGGCUGCUACAGGAGUGCUCAGAUCCUACGAUCCUCUUGGUGUCAUUCGUGUCCUUCUCGACCACGGAAUUCUCAUACAUCGAGACGUGAACCACCAAGAUCGACAAGGGAGGACAGCAUUGCACUACGCAUCCCACACCUGUUGUGAGCAUACAGCAGCCGUGGUGGCACUGCUGCUGCAGAAUGGUGCCAAAGUGGAUAUUAAGGAUAAGCAUGGAUUCUCGCCAUUGCAUUUUGCGAGUCAAGCAGGACCCGUAGAGGCCAUACAGCUUCUAUUAGACUCAGGAGGGGACCCCAGUGCCACUGGGUUGGGUGCUAUUGCUCCACUUCAUUUGGCUGCAUCCGCAGGAAAUACAGCAGCAGUCCGACUGUUAUUGGAACGUGGUGCUGACGUUCUGAGCUUUUCCCACGACGGAAAGUCACCUCUGUGCUGUGCCGGAAAUGCUGACGUGUACAGCAUUCUGCGUAGGGCAUUUGAAAGUGCACUGUGCGAAAGGGCAGACAAGCUCAAGAUCAGUCCGCUCGAACAAGAGAAAAAGAAGCUGGGACAACUUAUUCUGCAGGCGAGGCACCCAGACUCAUUCGACGCUCAAAGCUCACCAGGAAGCUCAACUGGAGAAGAAGGUGGCUCAAGCAGCAGUGACAAGGAACCCAGCGAGCCAGAGGCAGAAGCAGUGCUCAAAACUCGUCCACACACAUCGUCUUCCGCCCUCCGAAGUGGGGAUGUCCCGUCAUCCGCCUUCCGCCGCUACCAGCCAAUGCAGCUCCUCCCAAGACAAAUUCCUGGGUGGCGGCGGAAAUCGCCUCACGGGUCCCACUUCGUCCCGGUGCGCCCACGAGACCCAUCGUCCGACGAGGAGGGACGUGGCCUCCUUGCUGAAGUUCGACGAGCAGUUCGCGAAAACUGGGGCAUCGAUACUGAAGAUCACCGGCCCGCAGUGUCAUCCAUAUCAACAAUUGACAACAACAGCUAUCAUAGACAGAAAACGAUGCCUUCCAAUUCCUCCCUCGAACAGCCUCACGUGAUUGAUUUACAAUCAGUAGAGCACAAGAACAAGAUCAAUAUUGCAUCAGCGGAAAAAUGCGCAGAAAAAGUAGAUGAUGCCGCGUCAAAGGUUGAGAGCCCUUCUCCGAAGCCCCAACCCGAAAUGGCCUGGGUGUUUGGAGGCAGCAGCGAAAACGUUGCCCCGAAGGAGGUAAAGGAUGUGAGAGACAUGUAUGCAAAGGUGAGGCAUUCAUCCGAGAGAAGGGACAGCGGGGACUCGGACUCUGCUGGAGAGGAGGAGCUGAAGCUGUCGUCGAGGAAGCGGCCCGUUGUGUCACGGCGCAAAAAGACGCAGCACUAUGUCAAGAACUACCACCUCAGCCGUCUCAAACUGAGGCCCGAAACGGGCCGUCCGGGUGCCGCCACCAUCCCGGACGUGACGGCAGUCGUCGUGCCGCCGAGGGUCAAUUCUUCACGACCGCCAGCCGAGUUGCCUCAGGGAACAGCGGCUGAGGACAUUCCCUACGUGAAACCAUCUUCAGUUGAGCAUAAAUCGCACUCAUCUGCAGCACAUCCAAAGUUUUCGAUACUGCAAAAGAGCAAGGAAGGCGUCGGACUCAACGGGUCCCGAAUGCCGACGAAAGGAUUGAUGAGCAAAUUUCUUCCACCGUGGGUCACGAGAGACGACGUGUCGUCGCACCUGUCCUCUGCUUCGUGGGUGUAUCUGCCCUCCCUCUUGCCAGAAGAAGCUAGUGAGGAACCACGGUUAUCUCUUCCACGGAAAGAGGAGCAGCCGCAUCACGGGUCGUUGACGCAAGUAUCGGAGCCAAAACUGGUCGACCCACCAACCUGUAAACAGAGGACCGAAGGCACACAUACAUUGACGUGUACACGUCGCGAAACAUUGCAGUCAGAAGGUUCGGCAUUUCAUACUGUCAGUGGAAAAGGGGGAAAGUCUUACCACCACAGCGAUCCAAAAGCAGUGCCGCCGUUGCCACAGAGCAUGCAUGACAUUCCAGCUUUCCCUGCAGGACCUCCUUUCCCUUGGAUUAAAGGAAAGCUUAUAGGCAAAGGUGCAUUUGGCCUUGUCUGGUGCGGUCUCCGCAAGUCUGGCGGAGAAUUGGUGGCCGUCAAGCAAUUCCAGCUUGGUCCUCCGGACGUCCUCUCCGCUGUUCAGCUCGAAGUGGACAUCCUGCAGUCGCUCAAGCAUCCAAACAUAGUUGGCUUUCUUGGGGUCCAGCAAGAGGACACCCAGGGCGUCGUCAAUCUAUUCCUGGAAUACGUCUCCGGCGGCAGCCUUUCGGGAAACCUGGCCCAGUUCGGGUCCUUCCCGGAAACUGUGGUUCGUCGUUACGGACGGCAGUUGCUCCAGGCCCUGGCCUAUCUGCACCAGCGGAACGUUAUUCAUCGAGACAUCAAAGGAAACAACGUCAUGGUGUGUCCCAACUCUGGAACUAUAAAGCUCAUCGACUUUGGUUGCGCCACCUUCGAGCCUUCCGCCAUUGACUGCGAAGGCCUCGUCGCCAGUGCCCGCGGAACACCGUACUGGAUGGCUCCGGAAGUUAUCUGUCAGGAGGAAUGCUCGCACAAGUCUGACGUGUGGAGCGUAGGGUGUACUGUUAUCGAGAUGUUUCAGACAAAGCCACCGUGGUAUGAACUGUCACCUCUGGCUGCUGCAUUUGCCAUUGGCCAGGGAACAAGCGAUCCAAAGUUCCCUGAGCACCUCUCCCCCGAGGCACGAGACUUCAUCCAGGGUUGCCUGAAAAGGAGUCCGGCAGAGAGACCCACAGCCGAGGAGCUGCUGAACCACAAAUUCCUGCAGUCCGGCGGCAUUGAGUCUCUAUAGGCUUGCGACACCCUGUACAUAACUUGGUGUGUGAGGUUGGGUUUGAACACAGGUGCAUACACGACGCUGUCCACGCAUUCCAAAUACUACACGUGUAGUGAAGAUGUUCCCUGUAACAUCGUGACAACACCCAGCGUGGCCGGGCACAGAUCUCUAUGUCGAAUCUUUGUUGCAUCGUAGUGUUUCAAUUUAAGUUCCUGCGUGGCAAAAUGGCCAUAUUUAUUUUGUUGCUCAGUUGUGUACAAGUCAUACAGUUUCCUUACUGAAGAAGGAAAUGCUAUAUGUAUGCCAUUUGAGGGGUAAUUUAUUCAACUGAUGGGCAGGGAUGUUUUUGUUUUAGAGUCACACAUAUUUUACAGCAGCACGUGCUACAUUUCAGGGACUGGUAAGCGGGUCUUUUGUUUUUAGCGUAUUAGUUGUACGUUAUAUAUUUUGAAUAGUACCUUGCAAAAUAUGGCACAAAUAUUCAUCGUACAAAUUGGUUGUGCAGAAAGGAAGCAGCAGUACAAAGGAAAUUAUGCCUAGUGAUCAAAAACUGCAUAAUUUAGUGGGUUCAGACUAUAUGAUAUGGUAGUUUGUGUACAUAAUAGUUAAUACAAUAUGUAAAAGAAUACAAAAAAAAAAAAAGCUUCAUGCAGUCCAGUAUAUAAGGCAGUUUAAUUACUCGUACUGCCACACUUUGCUGUACCUAAAGAGUGUCAUUGUAGGGCACAUCAGCUUUCUGAAGAAAAAUAAUAGCAAAAUAGUAUAGCUGCCAAAUGAUUGAUAGUGAUUGAUUGAAUUCAUAGACCUGGUAUAACGUCUUUCUCAUAGGCUUCAUUACUGCGAGCCACUUGCAAGAUGUUCUUGUACAGAUGUAUAAUAUUUUGAAGUUGUUUCACAAUGUUCUUUCUAAAAUAACUGCGUUUAACUUCAGAAAGGCGAGAAGCAUCGAACAGUUCUGAAGCUCUGUGGUGUAAGGUACAUGUGAAUCUUUUUUAAUGCAAAAGCAUGUCAUUGUGUCUGUAGUAUAUGUUGCUAUGCUAAAACGAAAUUGCGAGACUGUCAGUAUCAAAUCCUCUCAAUGUUCUGUAACACGGGCCUAGUUCUUCUCAAUGUAUAAUUAGACCCUUGUGUUUCAGGGUUAUCUUUUAUUUUUUUAUUUUUCAUUUUCAAAAUCUAGGUAGGAAGGUAGAACUUUUAUUUUAGAAGCUGUAUAACAGUAAAAUUGUGUAAUGUCUUAGACAUUAAAAGAAGACACAAGAUUGUGAGAGGUAGUGUCGAGUGUGACAUAUUUAGUGUUCAGUAGUGCCGGUAUACGUGGCUGAGUUCGCACUUUGCUGAGCUCGGUUUUCAAGGGAAGGUUAAACCCAAAGUGACGAUGAUGCAAAUCAGGGUGUAAAAAAAAAAUGGCUGUACUUAGUGUAACCCUGAAACGCAAUGCUCUAUUUGCAGUGAAGUCUCUUACAACAGUUACUGUAAAUGUCGGAGAAAUUAUACAAUAUUUUAACAUU
Messenger RNA from Ornithodoros turicata, 5173 nucleotides. RefSeq lists its product as uncharacterized. Bases 291 to 3680 code for a protein of 1129 amino acids. The transcript is spliced from 15 exons. Gene Ontology annotation, molecular function: ATP binding; protein kinase activity; protein binding. NCBI's taxonomy places the organism in Eukaryota, Metazoa, Arthropoda, Arachnida, Ixodida, Argasidae. Gene Ontology annotation, biological process: protein phosphorylation. The record is from RefSeq and is a predicted model, not a curated record.